GCGGCUUGCGCCUCGAAUCCAGGGGGCCGGAUGGACGAAUCGAAGCUAGGUGAGAAGCUAGACAUGCUGGAUCAUCUAGCUGAGAAGAGGAAUGCGCUGCUCAAGGAGAAGCACAAGUGCCUGAGGGACGAAGUAUUGCAGCUCAAGGAGCUCUUCACGGCGAUGAAGGAGCACAGUGGAUCGGAUUAUGCCGGCAUGGGCAAGCGCUUGACAGAGGCCGAGUGCCGUCUAGAAAGGAAUGUAGAGAUCGGCAGCAACUGCAACGAAGAAGGAAUUCGACCGAGUUCCAACAGUGGUGCCGAGAAUGGGAAUUUCAGCGGGUAAAAAUGUUUGCCUCGAGAAAAGUAGGAAAGUCUUACGAGGAGAUUGGAUGAACAGCUCAAGACUUUGUGAUAUGCCAGGGCUUUCUGGGUGAAAAAGAAGAUGAAAGAGAUGGACGAGAACUUGGCACAAUUCCAACAAUCUCACCAUCAGGUUGUCAAGGAAAACAACCUCAUAAUCGAAGAGCUGGAAAUUGCAAAGUGUUUCAAUGUCAAGCGUUCAGCUGACGCUGCGGACACGAGAGCUCUCGAGCACAUUCUCAAGAGCGCCAAGAAAGCAUUGCAAGGAAGUGCGAAGGGAAAUGAUGAAAAAAAUGAUACAGCCGAAGCUCAACUCCUUGUUGGUGACGCUGUGGCAACAGUGAAUGAGUUGAGGAAUGAGCUACAGCAGACUGAGCCGCUAAAGCAGGUUGUCGACACAGCUAACGGACAUUCUAACGCGACGAUUGAGAGAUUAAACCACAGGAUCAAAGACCUCGAAAGUGAACAGAGCAGGGCGUUUUCCUAUGAAUUGCGACUAAAAGAUGCGCUGCAAACAGUUUCACGACUGUCUGACGAAAAUGACGGACUUAAACAGGACCUUAAGUCAGCAGCAAGCAGAUACAUUGCUGCUGAGAAACAGUUGUUUGAGUCCUUGGACUCUAUCAAGGAACUGAAACACGUUGUGAGCGACUUAUCAAAUCGUCUACGACGACCACAAGGAGGCGAUUUAUUAGAAGACCGCAAGUCCAGCUCUCUUUUGUGGAAAAAGAUUACCGAACUCGAGCGAGAGGUUUCUACAGGUCAAGACAAGCUGCAAGAUGCCAUGUCGACGAUUGCGCAACUUAAGGCGUCGAAGGCCUCGCUGCUGCGAGCUUUGAACGAGGCAGAGUUGAUGAGGCAAAUGUACGUGACAGCGAAUGACCAGCUGAAACAAGCAAACCAGAUAAUCGAACAGCUCACAGAAAGACUGAAUGAGAUUGAGAGCGAUCUCAACUCGGAAAGGGACAAAACACGUAAUACGCUUCGAGACACAGUGGCCAGCAUCGACAGGGUAAACUUUCGACUUAAAAGUUCUCACGCGCUGAGGCUCAAGAACAGCACUGAAAUGCCUCCGGAAGCUUCGACGGACAUUCUAUCCAUGAUCACCAUUCUAAACAGCAGACUCUGUGUCCUCGAGCAGGAGCUGAGCGAGCAAGACUUGAGAAGGAAGGUUGAGAGUCCGACGAGACACAGCAAGCAAUAUCCCGACUGCUUUAUGAAGAUCGAUGGCUCGCUCGUCCGUCGAGCUCGGGAAGAGUACAAGCUUUUGUGUUCAGAAAUAGCUGAGAUUGAGUCGAAGAAACAGUAUAUAUGA
Messenger RNA from Selaginella moellendorffii, 1656 nucleotides. RefSeq names its product filamin-A-interacting protein 1-like. The record is from RefSeq and is a predicted model, not a curated record. NCBI's taxonomy places the organism in Eukaryota, Viridiplantae, Streptophyta, Lycopodiopsida, Selaginellales, Selaginellaceae. The coding region runs from base 424 to 1656 and encodes 410 amino acids. The transcript is spliced from 8 exons.